GUAACUUAUGGUAACGGAAAGCUACAUCUUACGUAAUAUUUGUUUUCAUUUUGUUUAUUUACAUCAAGGUUUUGUUAAGCCUAAAUUUGAAGUUUUUAUUGCUAUGGAAGAUGAAGUUUCGGUUUCGUUAGAUGGUAAAACUCUUGGUAACCUGCGAGUGGUUGAUUUAAAACAAGAAUUAGAUAAACGGGGUUUAUCGAAAAGUGGAAGUAAAAAAGAUUUGGUUAAACGUUUAAAACAGCAACUUGAAUUUGAGAAGCUGUGUGAAGAAAGAAAGUCAACUAGAGAUUGUGAUCUGAACUUACAACUUGAUGCUGCUACUGAGCAAAAUGAGUUUGUGCAGCAGUAUUUAGCUCAACAGCAAAAAAUAUAUGCUGAACAAAAGGAAGUAAAACGCCUUGUUGAACUUGAAGAAAUCCAUAAAAGUAGUGAUGAGCAAGAGAGUUGUGAAUUUACAAAGGUGGAUGAUAAUCAAGAGACUUUUGAAAAUCUAACUGAAAAUCCAGAAUUAGUCAAAUUAACUGAUAAUGUUAACAAAGAGGAUGAUAAUCAAGAGACUUCUGAUGAUUCAACUGGAAAUUUAGAAUUAAUCAAAAUAACUGAAAAUGCUAACAAAGAGGAUGAUAAUCAAGAGGCAUCUGAAGAUCCAACUGAAAAUUCAGAAUUAGUCAAAAUAACUGAAAAUGUUAACAAAGAGGAUGAUAAUCGAGAGAUUUCUGAAGAGCCAACUGAAAAUCCAAAAUUAGUUGAAGAAAUUAGAACUGUUACCAAAGAGGAUGACAAUAGUCUUAAAGACAAAGAUGUGAAGAGUCCUACAUUAGAAUUUAAAGAUUCCAAGAGUGCUAGUAUGACACACUCUUCUAAAUUUUCAAGUGAUAUUCAAAUUUCAUGCAAUCAAGAAUCUUCUUCAAAUAUGGAUUCUACUACUCCAGUACAAUCUGUGCCUUACUCUUUAUCUGAUAUUCAGUUACCAGAAAGUCCUGGAAGUAUUUCUAAAUCUGUGUCUCAAAUAUCAUCUGAUGUUUCAAGUGCAUCCCAUGUAACCUCAGAAAAGAAUGACAUUGAAUCAACAGAGAAGAAUUCGGAAACUCAGUUGCAUUCAAAUGGUAUUACCUCACCCGGUAUAGUUGUUUCCAGUAGUAAUAAGAAUGCAUCUAAGAGACGGAACUCUAAUUCCGAUUCUGAAGAUCCUACCGGUGAAUCAUGCGAUACACCAAAUUCUGUAAAUUCAGUUAACUGUAGUGAUGAAAAACAAAAGAUUGGAAAUUCUCAAAAGAACAGUUUGAGUGAUACAUCUCAGGCACUAGAACAUAAAACUAAAAAAGAUAAUGCUGUACGUGAAGAGGAAAAGAUAAUUCCAAAAGCAGAUGUAGAGCCUACAAAAGAGCAAUCAAGAGAGUCAUCAAAAGAAAAAGAGAGUGCAAGAAGAUCUAGGUCUUCUUCAGAAGACAGUGAUAAUGGGCGAAGUCCUGAUUCUGGUAAAGCACAUGCUCAAAAGGUAAAAUCUGUUAGUGAUGGUUCAGACGAUGAAAUUAAGAAAAGCAAACGAAACAAGAGUAGUUCCAGUGAUAGUUCACAGAACAGUGAAAGUAGCCAAGAUCGCAAUUUCAAUAAAAGUAAAUCAGUUGGUCACAGAGAUUCUAGUGUUAAUUCUAAUUCUAGUUCUGUGCCUGAUACAGAAAAAACUAAGAAUAAUUCUACGAAUAAUGCUGAACAUAUGUUGAAGUAUGCAAAUGCUGCAUCAUCCAAGCAGAAGCUUAAAAUAAAGCGUGACAAUAUUUUAAUUUCAAAAACUAAGGCAGUACCUAAGGAGACUUCUAAAGAAAGUGGAGCUCUAAAAGAUACUCAAAGUUCAAAUGUUCCUGCAUCACCAUCAUCUAAUUCUUCAGUUAAAGAUGAUGUGCCAAAAGUUGCCGAUGAUAUACUAAAAGCAACUUAUUCUUCUAGGAAAGUCUGCUUAUCAGGUCGUAAAAUAAAUAGAAAAUCAACUGAAGAAAUCCAAUCCGAUGCACCUAAAGUUAAAAAGAGUAAAUGGAGUAGUUUUGCUACAACUCAGAAAAAAUCUCAGUCUAUUAACAUAUCUAUGGAUUCACUUAAAAAUUGGUUUCCUGAUUUUAAGCUUAUUAAUGAGCCUGUUCCUGUAAAUGAAUUGGUUUCUGGUGAAAAUUCUCCAUCUAUUAAAGAAGAAAAAGUUUCAAAUCUUUUCCAUACAGAUUCAACCAGUAUGGAUGAGCCUAGCAUUAAGCCAAAUACAAGUUCUAGAAAACAAGCUGAGCCUGAUAUGAAAUCCGAGUCCAUGGAUGAUAGUCAUGAAGUAGAAAAUGCAUCCAGGAUUAUUUUUAUUCAGAAUUUAGUGCGACCAUUCACACUACAUCAGUUAAAAGAACUGUUGAAACAAAGUGGAAAUAUAAUUGAAGAACAUUUUUGGAUUGACAAAAUAAAAUCCAAGUGCUUUGUUAUGUAUGAAACUAAAGAAGAAGCUAUCAAAGCUAGAAAUGCUCUAAAUGGUACAAGAUGGCCAGUGUCAAAUCCAAAGAUAUUAUCAGUAGACUUUGCCACUGAAGAUGAUAUUGAGUCUCACAAAAGAGGAAGUGAGCCUCCUAAAACUGUACCCGAGCCCACAAAUCAGAAUAUUGAGACUUACGAAGUUAGAAAUGUGCAUCCAGCAGAAGAGCAUCGGAAAAAGGAGAGGGAUCGAAAGAAAGAAAGAGAGAGAUCGAAAACUAGAAUGCCUGUGCGGGAGUGGGAUAAAGAUAAAAUUUCACAGGACUCACCAGAGAAAGACACUACUGUUAACAGAGAAUCUGAUUCAAAAGCCAAAAGUUCAGAGAAAAGAGAGAAGAAAGAUUCUAAACGAAGGCCAAAUGAAGAUACUCCAGCAAAGCUACUAGAUGAUCUGUUUCAGAAAACCAAAGCUUCACCUUGCAUUUAUUGGUUACCAUUGACAGAUGAACAGGUUAAUGAAAGAGAAGAAGCAAAACGCCUAAGAAGAAUUGAGCGUGAAAAGAGAAAUCAACAAGCAAGAGAACAGGAAGAGUCUGAGCGCAAAAGCAAGAGAGCACGGUCUGGUCACAGAAGUCGUGAGGAAUCAAGAAGGAGCUCAACAAGAAGUCGUAGUCCGAUUUCGAGGCACCGAUGAGUUAAAUUGGGUUAAAUUUUUAUAAAUGUAAAAAUCCCUGGCCUCCUAUACAUUGCAUCUAUGAAAAAUCCUACAGCUUCUUAACCAGGUAUAGAAUAUAAAAUGGUACCUACAACUUAAAUUAUUUGUCCCACAUUGCAUGAAAGGGUACAAUGGCUAAGGUAGAAGGGGUCAGUUCUGCAUUUAUAUGUGUGAAACCUUAAUUUAAAGAAUACUUAAAAUAUAUUAAUUUUUAAAUGUAUAUCCCUCAUUUUUGUAUAUGCAAACUAUUAAUUAUUUACAUAUUCCUUUAGUGCUUCUGUUUGAUGUGUGAUUGUUCUUAAUGGUAAUGAAAGGCUAUUAGUUAUCUCAAAUUAAUAAAAUAAUGCAGAACUAUUCCUUUUCUAUGUUAAUGAGCUAUGUGAAAAUGGGUUUUAAAAUUUAGCUAAAAUAUUUCAAAACAGGAAGGUAAGUACUUCAUAAAUUUGGCAGAAGUUAAUGUAUGUGUGGUGAUUUUGAAUGAGUGUUUUUUUUUUUUUUUUCCUUCCUUUUAUUUAAUGUUUUCCCUUUUGCUAGCCACAAAUUAUAAGGGGGCCAGUGGAAAUAACUUUAUUUAGUUCGUCAUCUACCAUAAUCCUUUUGCAGAUGAAAGCAGCCAAUCGAAAAUGAUUCACCUUUAACGGUGGUCUCCCCCAUCUUUCGACCCAGGAUAUCACACAGGGAUAGAAGUUUUAAGGGUGUGCAGUGUAGGAAUUGUUUCACAAUGAAAAGAUGCCUGAUUGGAACAAAAUGUUUAUAGCUACAUUUUUAAAACAGCAAAGCAGAGUUUGUAAAAUGGACAAUUGUUCCAUAAAUUUUGUCGCGAGUUCUUGGAUAUGAUCUCGGUUCUUCAAAAGUAUAAAAAUUCAUUUCAGAACUGAAUUUACUUUUUUAUAUUUAUGAAUGGCACCUAGUAUAUUGAAUGACAUCACAUGGACAUAAUCACUCAUCCUAAUUACACUUGUGUAAAUCUUUAAGUAUGUCAUUCAUGUUCCAUACAUUUGGCAUGUUAUGUUCAUUAGGUCUUGUUUAUUGAACUUGUAUGUUGUAAAGCAAAAUAAAAUCAUUUCAUUUGUUGCUUUUAUUGAUGGUAUUAAGACCAUGUUUUGCAGUUGUAUACCAGCAUUACUGUAUAUGUAGCUGUUGUAAAAGGUGUUUAUUAAAAUUAAGUUUGAUUCCA
Messenger RNA from Stegodyphus dumicola, 4337 nucleotides. RefSeq names its product apoptotic chromatin condensation inducer acinus (gene Acn). Gene Ontology annotation, cellular component: ASAP complex; precatalytic spliceosome. The record is from RefSeq and is a predicted model, not a curated record. Gene Ontology annotation, molecular function: RNA binding. Lineage: Eukaryota; Metazoa; Arthropoda; Arachnida; Araneae; Eresidae. Gene Ontology annotation, biological process: RNA splicing.